AAAGGUUGUUCAUGAGUUGUGGCGACCAUAUUUUCUUGACGGAAGCCUUCCAGCCACCCGCCUCGCGGGGUGCUUGUAGCGCGCCGCGCAUGCGUUACGUCGAGACACAGUGGCUUGUUUUUAAGGAGAAAGUCGCUUUAAGUAGCUGGCUUAACCCGGGCUUGUUCUUCAUCAUAUCGAUGAGAGCUACCAUUUGCGCCAAAUGUAGAGAAAAUGGGGCGUCACAGAUGGCAAGGCUCCAUCAAUGAGGAGCAGCAAAGACUCGAUGUGUUUGUGAGACACUCUCUUCCUGGCUCUGGAGAGACCUGGCGGUGUAAGUUUCACAGAACGGCUUGUCCUGGUUUCGUUUCCGUUUUUUUUCGUGACUAUAAUUUGAAUCGCCUCUUUUUCUCACACCAUUCCCACGUUUCUAGAGGAUCGUCGUCUUUCUCCCAGGCAAAGCCACAGUACAAGCAACCGACUGUGGCUACAUUCUGCUGCCCAGUAGAGUAGGCAAGAGGCCGACUGUUGUUGCUCUACCAAUCUUUUCCGAAGUAUUUCCGCGCAUUAUCCAACUCAGGCUGCCACUCAGGCAGUUGUUUUGCUGUGCGCUGGUCUUCGUAAAUAUCGAGGCACUACGUGGUCUAGUCUUCUACCCGGAUAGCUGGAAAACGGCAGUUACAGCUUAAGCUGUCUCCCGAGGGUCCACGGAGCCCGGCGUGUCGAGACAGUACCCUGCUGAUGGCGAUUGUUAUCGUUCGUUCCUUCUCUACUCGUCGGCUUCACCGGUUUCUUUGUCGAGAUCUCGAAUUUUCCCCCUUUCCAGUAAUAGCUUGCCCCCAUCUCCAACCAUGGACGCCUCAAGAAAAGGAAGGCGGAGGCGACCUUUGUCGCCACUGGACUCUGUUGAUUUCUCUUCUGUGACUUCAUCGGCCUGUGCCUCUUCUGAGCUCCGAUACCCUGCAGUUCCUCGUCCUUCGGAUUUCGCUGCCUUCUCUGGUUUCCCCAAAUCUGACUCGCGGUCUUCCUCUGCAUCGAAUCACACCUCUGCAUCAGUUGAUGCCCGUACCCGUCUCUUGCGUUCCAGUGAUGCCCGACAGUCCCUCCCUGUAUUUUCCUCUGUCGCAUGUUUGGGUCGUCCCAAUUCGGGCGAAGCAAGUGGCAAAGACACACCAGAGCCCGGACCAUCGACGAACGCUGCCUCUGCCUUUCGUCCGCUGACCCCAAACGCUGCCCUUGCCGCCCAGACGGGGACACCCCAGUCCAUCACGAGCGCUCAACGGUCCGCCGUUCUGCGGGGUAGAAUGACACCUGGAGGAAAUGGAGUCGCCGCAAAAAGAAUACAAAUCGUCACAAGCGCCCCGAAGGGAGAACCACAGGUGGCGGCCUCGACGCCGAACCAUGAGCAUGGACGCGCGAAAGGAGAUUCUGCUCUCAUGGAUGUUAUCUAUGGCGGUGGAAGGCGAGGCGUCUUCGCUCCUACCCCCGAGGACUCAUCCGCCUUCUACAUCCAACUCGCUGAUUUGCAGCAGCGCCAAAAACUUGAGGCUUCGAGGGCGCGAGCCAAAAAGAUCUGGUUGGGACCGACCGCGGCAAAGAAGGAAGAUUCUCCGGGCCGCCUGUCGAUCCAGGCAAAAAGACUGAGUAAAGCGGCGCCUGAAGGUGAUCUUCAGACCGUCGGCAAGGCCGCUGUAUACGACCAACGCCAUUCCAGAUUCGGCCCGCAGCAAGAAGCGAGUGAAUCGCCAACCUCACAAUCCGGUAGCGCAGAUGACUUUUCAGCUUUAUCGGGCCAGGCAGAGUCGGAUACGGCGGUGUCUGACGCCGAAAGUCCUAACCCCAUGUCCGACAUGCACUCAUCGUUUCUUCUAGACCAGGUGGAUGAGUCUCUCCUAAGGCGUUCCACGUCGUUUUUGAGGUGCGGAGGCCACGUGAUUCUGCGGUCGCAUGUCGAGGGAAGCACCUUUUCGUCAGGAGCGAAUGCCAGCGGAACGCUUCGAGGUCGCGGUGCCAAAGGGAAAGGAGUGAAACUGUGGGAUCUAGGAACGGUAUUCGGCGUGGAAGGCCGGAGAAAACUGAAAGCUUCUAUGGCAGUGACGCGCGCGAUGCUGGCAGCUGCGAAACCAGAGGGAAGACACAGAUCAGCGCAAGUCAUCGACUCGAACUUUUUAGGUCGCGUCCUUAUUCAAAGCACAGACUCCGACCCCCGCCUCCGCGAUACAGCAGAAGACAGCGGCGAUCGAUUCCAUGACCGUUUCGCUUACAAACCCGAUCCUCGCGCCCACCCGAAUCUCUCCGUGGAUGCCAGACAGGAAGUUGUCCCCGUUGGGUGUCUGCUUUCUGGCAGUCCACAAGAUCUCGAGGGCAAACUCGGAGAUUUGCUGUACUUGUCGGCGAGCACGCCGGCUGCCGUCGUCGAUACACUCCGGGGGCGAUUCUACCAUGACGAGUACUUUACGAAAUGCGGAAACAUGUUGAUUUCUGUGUUUCCUCCGAAAAAUCGAGAACGCAUUUUCGACACGGAGUUCAGCGAGGAAAACCGGUGGCAGUACUACGCCGGAGAGAUUCAAGACCUUCGACCGCAUCCGUUUCUCCUAGCUCGACGAGCACUCGAAAAUGUGUGGCUGAAAAGGCGAAACCAGUUCAUUCUCACUUUCGGGGAACUCGACGCAGCUCAGGAUAACAUCCAGAAGGAACUCUUCCGAUACAUCUAUACCUUCGCUCCUCGCGAUGGAGCAAAAGACCAAGACGGGAAGCGUCCAGAUUCUGCGUACUCGUUGAUGGACGAGCAGAAUCAACGAAAGGAAGUUCUGGACGCAGUGGAUCGCCUUCGCCAGGCGUUUUCCAUCACGACCCAGGAUGGUGGAAUCAGCGAGCGUUGUUUAGAUUUGGUGCGGGCUGAAUUCAAUUCUGACAACUAUCUCAUCGGCAUGUCCUUCGUCCCCAACACAGCUCUCGAAGCAAACGUGGAGUUAAUCUCGUGCGCGGCGCGGCACACGUACUACCCUCUUCCUGUGGCAAACAUCUGCUACGCGGUUCUCUACGGCGUCCACCACCAGCCUGACCACCCGAUUUUAUCCCAGACUCAACUCAAGCCAGUCGACGCUUCCUUUAUCUUGAAGCAGCUGCCGCCUCAGCCUGUUCUCCCUUACGAGGAAGUCCAGUUCGCUGCCUACCUCCAGUUCGUCCAAGAUUUGCAGAAGAUUGGCUUAAACGAAACAGAGAUCACCGAGUUCACGCGCCUAAUUAGUGCGGCUCUCGUCGCCGACUCAAUAGAGCAGGAACGGAAUGAAGACGAGGCGAUCGGGGGCGGUCAGCGUACGUGGAACGAGGAGAAGACAGGGGGAAGAGGCUGUCACCUGCCUCCGGUGAACACGAACCCACUUUUCGCGGGUCGCGAUGGCGUGGAAGUGCUGGAAUCGAUUCUGGGCCUCGUGCCCGAAUCUUUGAGGGAUUUUUACCAGACAGAGCAAAUAUGGCAGAUUCGGACUCUGUCUCUGAAGUUGUUCUCUCGACUUCGAUGGUGGCUUUUAGGCAGAAUCAAUGACGCGCUGAGGUGUCGAGACAUUCAGUUCGGUCGUAGGACAAGCAUCGUCUUGAUGGCCUCGACGGGGCUGGAUUUGCGCCGUCUCCACUCCUCGUGGUCGCUGUUGCAGCUCAUGCGAAACUAUCUAGAUGAAUGCUUUCUGAAUCUCUUCGUUUCCUGGGGCUUCACCAUCGAGGAGGCGUUGUACGCCCGAGAAGGCGUGGAGAGUCCGGACGUGAAAUAUCGAUCUCCGCGAGAAGUGUUGGAAAUAAUCGGUGGGGAGCAAGGCAUUUUUUAUCAGCUGGGGAGGCUCCACCAAGUUUUCGAAGGCGAGUUCGUGACGGCUUCAUCGCUCGCAGCCGGCAAUGCUGCACAGCAGGUGGUAGAAGAUGUUCUGAGACUUUCCCCGUCGCCAGAUGUUUUCUUUACCCUCCCCGGCUACGAAGCGGCGAGAGAGAAGGCCGAGCAGGCGGAGGAGCAGCUUGCGCGAGGUCGAGGAGGAGUGAAAGAUGAGCACCAAGGGCCGGUUUUCAUGCGAAGGAGAGAUCCGGGCGAGGCGGCAGGAGGGAAUUUGAAUCGGCGCAACGUCACAGUUUAUCAGAAGAAGGACUCGAUUCUGGGGCAGUUCGUGGUGCGUCAUUCGACUGGUCAGGCGCGGUAUGAUGCCCGCGACUUCGUCUCCGUCAAUGCGGCGGCUUACACUCUUUCACCAGACUUGUAUAGUGUCCUGUCGAGGACGAAACUGGCGCUCCUCCGACGCAUCAUGGGGGCCGGCAACGAGGCAGAUGAACUGCCUCACACUCUUUUGAGGACAGAUGUGGUUGCCCAGUUCCAGCAACUCAUGAACUCUUUACUUCUUUCGGACUCUCCGGAUCCUCCGGAGUGUCACUUUAUUGCGUCGGUGAAUUCGACGCGGAUCGAGCUUCCGUCGGUGGCGCUGGCGAACAACAACGCGACGGUGACUGAUGACAUGUGGGGGCGAGUGUCCUCAUUCACGCGUUCUCGGACUUUCGAUCCGGCUAAGAAACUUCGAGACGCUUUCGCGCUGCAGAUCUUGGGUAAUCGGGGCGAGAAUGCGGAGACAUCGGACACAAGCGAGAACGACUCGCCGAGGUCGGCGACGUCUGUGUCGCCUCUGCAGGGUCCCAGAAAAAAAAGGGGGAAUCGCGAGGAGCACGUUCAGGUGCCGUCGGCUUCUUCGACAGUUGCGACCUCGACGUCUGACAGAGAUGAGGUGGGAGACGAAGAUCCGAAGCACAAAGGCCGAAAAGGCCCGCCGCUCUACUGGAAACAGAAAGCUGUCCAAGUUCCUGGAUUCAUGGAAAUUUACACUCUCGAGCCGACGACCAGCGAGUUCGACCUCAACCCGAGUAUUCCGUCAGGAAAGAACACCUCCAUCAUGGCGGUACUGAAGGAAGCUGAACAGCGGAAGCCUCGUCGUGCCAGAGAAGAAGAGAAAAGCCCCCUCUUCGAUUACGCCCACGUUUGGGGACAGCUCGCAGAUUUGCAAGUCUUGAAUUACUGUACAUUUCAACACCAAGGAAUGACCGUGCGCCUGACGUUCGCCGAGUUUCUUCGUCUCUAUGCCGUUCUCGUCGUCCCCAUCGUUUACCCACAUAAUUCAGUCGACGACCUUCUCGGUUCACGGAAGCCGAAGGAGGCGGUGAUUUACCUUCUUCAGACAAUCAAAUUUCCUACUUCGGACUACCAGCUUGGCCGCUCCCUUGUCUUCUUCCGGAAGCGCACGUUCCUUGUUCUCGAAAUGCAACGCGCAGCUUAUCUACGGAGAGUGAUGCCGGCAGUGGCGACGCUUUGCCGGGCCUGGCCGACUUUCCGGGCUCGCCUCUUCCGCACGGAAAUGCACUGGCUAGCUGUGCGCGUGCAGAGUCAAGCGCGAAGGAUCGUGUCUUGCAUGCAAAGAAAAGAAAUGCAGAAAGUCAUCAACUUCCUCACUGGCGUCGUCAUCUUCGGCAUGCAUAUCGAUAAAUACCGAGACUCAAAUCUUACACAGGAGCAAAUUCGGAAAAUGGAAACCAAAUCCCGCGACAAGGAAGUCUACUGUUUGAGAUGGGCAGCCACCACCUUCCUUCAGGCGUGGUGGAGGGGCAUCCUCGCGAGGAAGCGCGCGGGUGCCAUGCGACAGGAACUCCUUGUCACUUUUGCAUCACAGAUUAUUAAAAAUACUUGGCGCCGGUACAGGGCCCAGGAAGUGCUGUUGAGCAAAGUCGAAUUAAAUAUUAUCCCUGCCAAGGCGGCCACAAGGAUUCAGGCUCAAGUUCGGAGGUGGAUUUGCCAACGGCGGUACCAACGUAUUCGCGGUCUCGCUCUUGCACUUCUCUCGAUUCGCCGCAAGGGAUCGAAGCUCUACGGUCUACGCGUUCAACUCAAUUACACACCGAUCUACAAGCGUACGACAGUUGUCAGAGACAUGCUCAGCAUGAAAAAUUCAGACGCAGUUGUGAGGAUCCAGAGUAUGCUCCGCAUGGCUUAUGUUCGACGGCAGUAUAUCACGCUGCGCAACGCAGCCAUGUAUUGCCAAGCAGCUGCAUUCACGCGAAUCAGAAGAGCGGAAUUCUUACAGGCCAGAAAAGCGGUCAUCUACAUUCAGCGGUGGUGGCGCACCCGAAAGGCGCUGUUGGAGUUGCCGAUCCAGCACGCCCUCGCUCCUGCGCCCAAACUUCCAAAGGGCAGCUUUUCGUUUUUGGCAAGAAGAGAACGGACUUCCGCCGCUCUUCUUCGCGGACCCUUGUUGGCUUCCCAAGGUUUCUUUGACAGCGUCACACAGCGAUCGGGGAGACAUUUUCUCAGCCUGCUCGAUUUUCAGGCUGUCCAAGAUAUCCGGAACAUUUAUCCGCAAACGUGGGCCGCUCCGCUUCUGCGUCUGCUGGAGCAAAUCCAGGCGGAGUCGACAAAACUCCAGGAAGUCAAGACAGCCGUGGAGAAGGGCGCGGCUUUGAACUUGGAACAGAUCGAGAUUGGCGGACAGCACUCACUCGUGCUUCUGCACCAACGUGUCCGCGUCGACAAACAGGACUUUGGGCAAAAAGUCGCUUCGAGAAGCACCGGGAUGUAUGAGGAAUUUGCGAUUUUCAGACCCACUGUGUACGCAUGGGGCUGGAACGAUCGCGGCCAGCUCGGCACUCUGGACACAAGCAUGGAGACGGAUGGGCUCAUGUGUGUCGGCCCUCUUAGGUUCAUCGACCGGCAAUUUCGCCGGUACAGAGACAAGAAAACAGGUCACCUCCUUCACCUGCUUUCGCAUGAGAUCGACUACUCCUACCAAGUUACUUGGAUCGGCGCCGGUCUCGAUCACUGCAUCGCAUUUGUCGGGGACGGUCUCGUCUUCGCAUGGGGAGAUAAUCGCGUUGGCCAGUGUGGCUUGGGUCACCGAAUCACCACGGUCUUCGAGCCACAACUUAUUCAAUCUCUGAAAGAGCAAAGCUUCAUGGCGGUGAAUGGCAGCGUAGGAUCUCGCCAUACAGCCAUUGUUGCGGCGGACGGCCAGUGUGUCAUUUUCGGCUCUGGAGCGUUUGUUGCGUUGGACACCAUUCCCCCUGAUAGCAAUUUUUAUACGCCCUGUCGACUUCCUCUUCCCGACGAUGCAACUGCAAGAAUGGUCUCCUGUGGAUUUGGCUUCAACAUCGUCAUGUGCAACAGAGAACCCGGCGUGUAUGGAUGGGGGCGAAAUGAUCUGGGACAGCUCGGGUUAGGCACAGAGAAAAAGUCGGUGAGAGAUCUUCCGACUUUCAUUCCUCUUCCGAGGAAACCCAGUGCCCCGUUGGUCGUCGAGAAAGUCGCGACCGGCCCCGACUUCGUCGUGGUCUGCAUCUCCCCAGCGAAAGCCUGCGUGUACACAUGGGGAGUUCAUCUGCUGACAGAUCCUUCUGCGGCUGCGAGCGCGCCAGCCGCUGCAGUCACGGGUCGAGGAGUCAGGGCCGCUAUGAAUCCGUUUCUGAAGAUGCAAGCGGCAAAGACAGCGGCGCCAAAGACUGCAGCGCAGGCGCCGAAACCGCCAUUCAGGCGUUUGACGAAACUUCGGGCUGUUUGUGAACCGACGCUGAUGACGCAUCCUCUCUGGAGAGGCAGAAAGAUUGUGGAUGUAGCGUGUGGUCUUCGGGAGGUCAUGGUCUUGACCGACCUAGGGUUCGUUUUCGGAUUUCAAAGUUCAACCGUCAAGUGGAUCGAACAAGAAAAGCCGCCUGAGCCUGAGCAAACAGCUGCAACGCCGACUUACAGCGCGUUUUUCAAAAAAAAAGAGGUGACGCCCAAGGAACCUGAACCGGCCCCGAAGGCGCGCGUCCCAUCUGCAAGGUUCAAGCCGAUCACGGGAAGGUUUUCGCUGGAGCCAGGACUUUUCAGUUUCCGAUUCUGCAGGCCCUCAAGAGGCAUUGUCAAAGAGCUUCGCAGCUCGUACUGCAGUGUGUCCUGUAGCACCUUCUGGGCGAAUUCCGUGAAACGAACCAGACGGGAAGUCGACGAGGUGAUCGCCGCGACAGAAUCAGAAGUGCUGAAAGAGCAGUUUUCCUGUACAGGGGAUCGUCUCAAAUUUCCUCCCUCAAUCGUGGCGAAGGCUCGAGAGGAACACAAAAAAAUUCAAGAGGAGCAGCUUAUGGCGCAUGGGCAACCCCCGCCACAAAUGAAGGAUUUUUCGCCGUGGCCUCGAGAAAUGGAAUGGAGACAGCCCAUGCCAGACCCACGCUUGGUCGCGCGUAUGAAGGCCGAGUACAGGAAAGAAGCGGUCAAUGGUCCUUCAAAUUUAGGAUCAGAUUCAAGCAAGUAGUUAUGCAAGGCUCCACAUGAGUACUUCUGGUAGAAAUGUAUCUGUGGAGAUACAGGCGCAUUUGUAUCAGUCUGAUAUGAAUACCAAAAUCUGCGAACGUGCGACUACGAAAGUUUUCUUUGGUGUCCGAAAACACUGGAAUAUUCAAGUCUCGAAAUUCUGAAAAGGUGGGGGUCCAUUUUCCGCAAUUCUUACGGCCAUCUGUUUUCUGUGAAAGGUAGGAGGCACUUCAGUUUUUUCCGUUCUUUGAUACCUUUUUAUGGGUAGUGGUUGGCCAGCUUUGAUGGUCGUGAUCGACCAUGAUAUUCCACGUCUUCCCACUGCACAGUGGCGUGUCUAGCGCCAGUUUCUAAAAUGGAGUGAUGCAACGAAGUCCGCCGCGCCCAUACAAACGCGUGUGAGUAUGCACACAAUUUUCUGAAUUUGCGCGUUUCUCUGUAUUCAUGCAUAUCGAUGAGUAUGGUAAUCAGUAUAUACACUGUUGUGUCUCAUUCCUUGUCUCUGUCUCCGCUCUUUUUCUCUGUUCCUCUCGUCGCUUUCACUUCCUCUUUUCUCUCCUGUCCUUCUGUAUAUGGGGAAACUGUAGUUGAGUAAGCAGGGAAAAGCGUGUGAUGGUGUCGGUGAAGGCAGACACGCGUGUUUCGUUGAUUAAACGAAGUUUCUACAACAAAGGAGACGAAACGCUUCCGACAUUCUUUCA
Messenger RNA from Toxoplasma gondii ME49, 8985 nucleotides. Its product is annotated as myosin head (motor domain) domain-containing protein. Gene Ontology annotation, molecular function: microfilament motor activity; ATP binding; actin filament binding. The record is from RefSeq and is a predicted model, not a curated record. Gene Ontology annotation, cellular component: myosin complex; vesicle; actin cytoskeleton. Lineage: Eukaryota; Apicomplexa; Conoidasida; Eucoccidiorida; Sarcocystidae. The coding region runs from base 831 to 8285 and encodes 2484 amino acids. The transcript has 33 exons. Gene Ontology annotation, biological process: actin filament organization; vesicle transport along actin filament.